AUGGAACAGUACUCUCGGGUUGCUUCCUCAACAUUUGUUCUCAAGGUAAAUAUCAGCUGCCGUGGAUGUGAGACACACAUCGAAAAAGUGCUGCAAAAAAUUCCCGGAGUAUGGCCUGAUUCAACGGUGAUAGAUGCAGAGAAAGGACGAGUUACUGUUUCAGGCUUUGUAGACCCUCCAACUGUAAUAAGGGAGCUUAGCAAUGCUGGGAAAAUAGCAGAGCUCUUGCAGAUUGUUUCACAGUCAGAAGUGGAUGUCAAAAUUCCACGGGGUCAAGUUGUUUUCGUUGAGCCAGUUCGCUUUUUGCCAAAUAAUCUGGGGCAGUUCCUGAAUGAUAUUGAACGCCUGAAGGAAGUGGAGGUGACCCGUGACAGUGUGAAGAUGUCUUUCUACGAUGAGUCAAGUGGUGGAAACAGGAAAGAUGGUGGUGGAUCUCGUGGCAGUGGUGGUGAUUGA
Ilex paraguariensis (yerba mate) is the source of this 456-nucleotide messenger RNA. Lineage: Eukaryota; Viridiplantae; Streptophyta; Magnoliopsida; Aquifoliales; Aquifoliaceae. The record is from the annotation of a GenBank genome assembly.